Messenger RNA from Perca fluviatilis (European perch), 929 nucleotides. RefSeq names its product gamma-crystallin M3-like. Bases 34 to 618 code for a protein of 194 amino acids. The record is from RefSeq and is a predicted model, not a curated record. The transcript is spliced from 3 exons. Gene Ontology annotation, molecular function: structural constituent of eye lens. Gene Ontology annotation, biological process: visual perception; lens development in camera-type eye. NCBI's taxonomy places the organism in Eukaryota, Metazoa, Chordata, Actinopteri, Perciformes, Percidae.
UAUCAUGGUGGGUAUAAAAGUGACACAGUUGGGAUGGGCAAAGUACCAGUGCAAUCAGGGAUAGGACUGACCACCAAAAUGGGCAAAAUCAUCUUCUACGAGGACAAGAACUUCCAGGGUCGCUCCUAUGAGACCAGCAGCGACUGUGCCGAGCUGACCUCCUACCUGAGCCGCUGCAACUCCUGCAGGGUGGAGAGCGGCUGCUUCAUGGUCUACGAACGUCCAAAUUUCAUGGGCCACCAGAUGCUGGCAAGGAGGGGAGAGUACCCUGACAACCAGCGCCUGAUGGGUAUGACCAUGAGUGACUGCAUCCGUUCCAGCCGCAUGAUCCCCACGCACAGAGGUCCAUUUAGGAUGAGGAUCUACGAGAGGGAGAACUUCAGAGGUCAGAUGAAUGAGCUGACGGACGACUGCGACAACAUCCAGGAUCGUUUCCGCAUGUCCGACUGCCAGUCUGCCCACGUGAUGGACGGCCACUGGCUGAUGUACGAGCAGCCCCAAUACAGAGGCAGGAUGCUGUACCUGAGGCCCGGGGAGUACAGGAGCAUGAGAGACAUGGGAAUGGGUCCCAUGGACAUGAGGAUUGGAUCCAUGCGACGUAUCAUGGACUCCUGUUAAAGAACAGAACAGGAUCGAGACUUGAAAAUGUAAUCAACAAAUAUUAAAAAAGAAGUUAUCAAUUUAUCGAGUUUCAAAACGCCGGGCAGAAAUUCUGGGCACAGAUUAGACAUCAGAGAAAGAAAUUGCAUGAAUUAUCAGCACCCAACUGUUCCGGGAUGUCAGGACAAAUUGAGCUGUAGUGAAUGCUGCUACUUUAAUAACUGUAUCUAAUAGCCAAGUCAAGACUUCUUCUUCUUCUAACUAUGAAAUGUGUUAUGUCAUAUUUGAUGCACGUGACAUUAAAAAUGAAUAUCAAAAGAACAAAAAAA